AUGCAACCAAUCGAAGAGCAAGCAACUGUCUAUGCAUUUAUUGCUCAGGUUGAUGAUCGAGAAAUUGUAGCUGAAUUGAAAGAGAAAAAAGAAGCACAACAAGAAUAUAACGAUGCUCUUCAACAAGGUCAUGGCGCCUAUUUACUCGAACAAAAUGAAAAAUCGCACGACAAUUUUAUUAUUAAUGUGGGUGUAUUACCACCGGGCAAAGAAUGUCAUAUUUCAAUCUCGUACUUCUCUGAGCUAGAUCUCGUAGAAAAUGGUCGCAAAGUUCGCUUUGUUGUUCCGACUACCACUGUUCCUCGUUAUGAUUGA
This is a messenger RNA of Rotaria sp. Silwood2, 315 nucleotides long. The record is from the annotation of a GenBank genome assembly. Lineage: Eukaryota; Metazoa; Rotifera; Eurotatoria; Philodinida; Philodinidae.